Diaporthe amygdali is the source of this 1836-nucleotide messenger RNA. RefSeq lists its product as uncharacterized. Lineage: Eukaryota; Fungi; Ascomycota; Sordariomycetes; Diaporthales; Diaporthaceae. Gene Ontology annotation, molecular function: ubiquitin protein ligase binding; protein-macromolecule adaptor activity. The record is from RefSeq and is a predicted model, not a curated record. The transcript is spliced from 3 exons. Gene Ontology annotation, cellular component: cytoplasm; plasma membrane; cytosol. Gene Ontology annotation, biological process: ubiquitin-dependent endocytosis. The coding region runs from base 1 to 1836 and encodes 611 amino acids.
AUGCCCUCAUUCAACCCUCUGGCCAACGUCACUGGGCGCAACGCCUACACGCUUUUCGAAAUCCGCCUCGACAGCGACUUUCUAGUCUUCCGAGGCAACGAUCAUGAGUCCUCAGGACAACUGCUCAAAGGCACCGUUGUGCUAUGUUUACCACAAGCUCUAAAAGUAGACGAUGUGCACCUGCGACUAGUCGGAACUGAAAGGUUGAACUGGACGGACGCACGGGUUACCCCAACGGGAAUCUCAAAUCAGAAGGUCGAUCGCACCAACAUUUUCUUCCAGCACAGAUGGCGACCUUUUGUGGGAGGCAGCUCGGGGAAGAGCACGCUGCUCGAGAAGGGAAACUAUGAAUGGCCGUUUGAGCUUAUGCUGCCGGGCGACUUCUGCGAAUCCAUCGAGGGCAUGCCUGAGGCCAGCAUCACUUAUCAUUUGAAGGCGACCGUCGCGCGCGGCAAACUCGCUUACGACCUGCAUGCUAAGAAGAGAGUGAGGAUAAUACGGACCCUCGAGUCUUCGGCCCUGGAAUUCCUGCACGCCAUGAGCGUCGAAAACAUCUGGCCCAACAAGGUGGAAUACAGCGUUGUGAUCCCGACCAAGGCCAUCGUAUUUGGAAGCUCCAUCCCGCUCGAGACGAGGUUUACGCCUCUGCUGAAAGGACUGGAGAUCGGGGAAAUCAACUGCAGGUUGAUGGAGGUUCACGAGAUAAUGGUGACGACAAUGCAAGGGCACCACAUACGAGAACAUAAGAGGGAACGCGAGGUCUCACAUUGGACGCUCUCAGUAAAUCGAGACGAGCACUGGAAUGACAUGAUCGAGGACUCUGGCCAGGAGGGUUGGGUCCUGAACACAAAUCUCGAUCUCCCAAGGAAGUUGGGCAAGUGCAUGCAAGACACCAACGUGCAUGGCAUCAAGAUAAGACACAAACUCAAGAUGGUGGUCGCACUGCACAAUCCGGAUGGCCACGUCUCCGAGCUCCGUGCCACUCUUCCCGUGACGAUAUUCAUCUCCCCGAACAUGCCCCUGGACGACGACGGGAACCUGGUGCGCCAAGCACCUCACGAGACCAGCCAGGCUCAACGCAUGCACGGCAUCGCGCCGCCGGGCUACGGCGAGCACAUUCUCGACCAGCUCUACGACGAGGUGGACAUGAAUGGCCUGCAGAGCGGUUUCCAGACACCCGCAAUCCAAUCCGGCGUCAACACGCCCUUCUACGCCCUUUCCCGGGCUGGUUCGGCCGAGAACCUGCACCAGAUGGCAGGGAUGGCAGUGCCUCCUGCAGCGCUUAGCUCGCGGCUGCAGGACGUGUCUCUCAAUGCGUCAGACAGGAGUCAAUCGUACCACAGCCUCAGCGGCGCGACGACAGGCGGCGCGACGACACCGCACUCGCAGCCUCCCCCGGCCGAUAGCAAUCACAACUCACCUCCACCUUCGGAACCACUAUCCAGAUCGAACAGCGGCGAGAACCACUCCGGCAUAAACACGCCAGAGCACAUCGAGUUGGAGAGUCUCAGCAAGGUGCCCAGCUACACCACGGCAAUCAAGACACCUGCCCGACCCCUUAGCACGGGAGAGGGCCUGGCUCUACCCGAUUACGACUCUGUAGUGAGCGCACCAACGACGCCUACGGUACAAACCACGCCGGCAGGAAAUCCUCUGGACUCGAUCCCCGAAACCACGACCACCGAGACGAUGAACCAGCCACCGCCCAGGCCUCGCCCGUCCAGAAGGCAGACGUCUCUGGGAUUCAGCAAUCUGCUCCACCAUCACCACUUCGGGGUCGAAGAUGACGUCCGUCGGAGACUGCACCUCCUGCAGGCUCGAGCCCAGCCCUACUAG